GCGCGCGCUCGCGCUCGCGCUCGGCGCUUCUCGGGCGCGCAGCAGCAAGAGCAGUCGCCGCGGGAGCGUCCCCCAUGGCCUGUCUCCGCCGCAGAGCUUAUCUUUAGGUUCAUUCUCGGUUCCCCUGAGCGGUUUCCAGUGUGUGACUAAGAGAGACCCGCUGCUUCCAGGAUGGAGGAGAAGAAGAAGAAGAAAAGUCCCAAAGCCCACCUAGCUCAACCAGUUCCAGCCAGUGCUCUCCGCAAGCUGCCAGUCCCUUCUAGCAAGAGCACCUCUUUCUCCCUGGCGAUGCCUCAUCUCCCUUCGCCAAAGCAAAGAGCCAAGUUCAAGAGAGCAAACAAGGAGAAGCCCCGAGCUCCCCAGCCCGGAGGAAGCGCUGCUACAGCAGCUGUGGGUACCCCUCUGCAGCAUUCGUUCCUGACCGACGUCUCGGAUGUGUAUGAGAUGGAGGGGGGCCUCCUGAACCUCCUGAACGACUUCCAUUCGGGAAAGCUGCAGGCUUUUGGGAAGGAAUGUUCCUUUGAGCAGCUGGAGCACGUUCGGGAGAUGCAGGAGAAGUUGGCUCGCUUGCAUUUCAGCCUUGACGUCUACGUGGAGGAACUUGCCGAGGACCAGAAGAAGACGGUGGCCGACAGGAACCUGGAUCAGCUGCUGACUAAUCUGGAAGAACUCAGCAACUCCAUGCACCUCAGACAAAAGCUCCACCUGGCAGAAAACCCUGACUUGGAGGAUGCGUCCACAGUCUAGAACGAGGAGGAGGAGGAGGCUGCCUGGUUUUUCUCUUGACUGUUUUCAUUAAGAAGCCUCAAAAAGAAAAACAAAGGAAGCAAAGAAGAAGCUGCGGAGCCAAGCAAAGAAGACCCUCGCGCAGAACUACUUCUGGACUGUAGUUAGAUGAAGCCUGGUGGAAAAGGAUGCGACUCCUGGGUGUCAGUGCACUGGGGAUACACUGCAGAUGCAGCAUGGAAGCCAGUCCCUGGCGGAGACUCCUGCGCCCCACGACCGACAGAGGGCAAACUGGGAGCUCCACUGCAGGGCCCUGAGUGAUGUGGCAAGGGAUGCUGGGGGAGCCCUCUUGGGCCAUGCAGGGCUCUGGCAUUGACUGGCAAAAUGUCCUGUGCUAACACAGAGAGAUGUAG
Molecule: messenger RNA, 1139 nt
Organism: Lacerta agilis (Sand lizard)
Lineage: Eukaryota; Metazoa; Chordata; Lepidosauria; Squamata; Lacertidae
Gene: CCDC28B
Product: coiled-coil domain containing 28B
Exons: 6
Coding region: 172-747 (191 amino acids)
Source: RefSeq, a predicted model, not a curated record